CGGCGCCCAGCGGCGGUCAAGCGGCGGCGCUGGGCUCCGCGGUGGAGCUUGGGCAAUCCAGUCGCGGUCCCGGGUGACUCCCUUGGUGACGCCGGGCGCGUUCCUUCCUCUUCCUCUAGCCUCUCCGGCCCCGCCUUCCCUUCCCUCCGCCCACCUCCCCUAAGCGGAGCCGCCGCCGCCAGCAGCGCCGUCAUGUCGGCCCCCGCCGGGUCUCCUCACCCGGCCGCCAGCGCCCGGAUCCCGCCCAAGUUCGCCGGAGCCGCCGCCUCGGGAGCCGCCGCGCCCUCAGGCCCCGGCCCGGCGCCGCACCACCAGAACGGUCCAGCACAUAGUCAAAUGCAGGUUCCAUCUGGGUAUGGAUUACAUCAUCCAAACUAUAUUGCCCCCUCAGGACAUUUCCCUCAAGGACCUGGAAAAAUGACCUCAUUGCCAUUGGAGAGCCAGCGUGAUGAUUACUACUCUGGUCUCUAUACAGUACCAACACAAAAUGUGGUGACUCCUUGCACAUCAAACCAAUCAGGAGCACAGCAGAUGUAUGGCAGGGGUCCUCCUGCCCCUCACGUUGUGGGAUCCACUCCAGGAUCUUUCCAAGGUGCUGCAUCAUCAGCAUCCCAUUUGUAUACGAGUGCCUCCCAGCCAUAUUCCUCUUUUGUGAAUCACUACAAUAGUCCAGCCAUGUACUCUGUCAACUCUUCUGUUGCUUCUCAGGGAUUUCCCUCUACUUGUGGUCAUUACGCUAUGUCAACUAUUUCUAAUGCUGUGUAUCCUAGUAUUUCAUAUCCUUCUCUGCCUGCUGGUGAUCCAUAUGGGCAAAUGUUUACCUCACAAAAUGCUCCGACUGUCAGGCCAGUUAAAGAUAAUUCAUUUCCUGGCCAAAAUACAGUUAUUAGCUACCCAUCGCCACUUCCACCUCCACUGUCACAGCAGCAGCAGCAGCAGCAGCAACAGCAACAGCAACAGCAGCAGCAAAGUCUUUCAGGAUAUAAUACCCUAUCAUGGUCAGCUCCGGGCCUUCCAUCAACCCCAGACAGUCUCAUCCGAAACCACACGGGGUCCCUGGCUCCAGCCAACAACAACCUGACAAAUACUGUUGCAGAUUCUCUAUCCUGUGCUGUUAUGCAAAAUGUCCAGCCUCGAAAGUCCAGCCCAGUAGUAUCCACUGUAUUGUCAGGAGCCUCAUCAACAAGAAUGCCUUCUGCUGCAAAGCACCCAACAGAACCUGUGGCCCCAGUUACUCAGCCAUCAGAGCUAUUACAGCAGAAAGGCAUGCAGUAUGGUGAAUAUGUUAAUAAUCAAGCUAGCUCCGCACCAACUCCCUUGUCAUCAACUUCCGAUGAUGAGGAAGAGGAGGAGGAGGAUGAGGAAGCAGGUGUUGACAGCUCUUCUACCACAAGCAGUGCUUCUCCAAUGCCCAACAGUUAUGAUGCCCUGGAAGGAGGCAGCUACCCGGAUGUGCAUUCUUCCUCGGCCAGCAGCCCUGCUCCUGAUCCAGCCCCUGAGCCUGAUCCUGCUCCAGCUCCAGCGCCAGCACCAGCUCCUGCUGCUCCUCAGCCUUCAAAAAUGGCUAAGCCUUUUGGCUAUGGUUACCCAAUUCUUCAGCCUGGUUAUCAGAAUGCUGCAGCACCACUUAAUUCUGGAGUACAUCCCAGUAGCCAAGGGUAUUCUGGAUUUCAGCAGUAUCCUCAACAGUAUCCUGGUGUCAACCAGCUGUCCUCUGGUCUAGGAGGGUUGAGUCUUCAGAGUUCUCCACAACCAGAAAGCCUGAGACCUAUAAACCUCACUCAGGAGAGGAAUGUUUUACCCAUGACUCCUGUUUGGCCUCCUGUGCCUAACUUGAACUUAGAACUCAAAAAGCUAAACUGUAGCCCAGAUUCAUUUCGGUGUACUUUGACAAAUAUUCCACAGACUCAGGCUUUACUGAAUAAAGCUAAGCUUCCCUUAGGAUUGUUGUUACAUCCCUUCAGAGACCUAACGCAAUUACCAGUAAUAACAUCAAAUACCAUUGUGAGGUGCCGAUCUUGUCGAACAUACAUCAACCCCUUUGUGUCCUUCAUUGAUCAACGUAGAUGGAAAUGCAACUUGUGCUAUAGAGUUAAUGAUGUUCCUGAAGAAUUUAUGUAUAACCCCCUCACUCGAUCUUAUGGAGAACCUCAUAAACGACCAGAAGUUCAGAAUUCAACUGUGGAAUUCAUUGCUUCUUCAGAUUACAUGCUUCGUCCUCCUCAACCUGCAGUUUACUUGUUUGUUUUAGAUGUAUCUCAUAAUGCAGUGGAAGCUGGGUAUUUGACAAUUUUGUGCCAGUCACUAUUAGAAAACUUAGACAAGCUUCCUGGAGAUUCACGGACAAGAAUAGGAUUCAUGACCUUUGACAGCACUAUUCAUUUCUAUAAUUUACAGGAAGGAUUAUCACAGCCUCAAAUGUUGAUUGUAUCUGAUAUUGAUGAUGUUUUUCUACCUACUCCAGAUAGUCUACUUGUGAAUCUCUAUGAAAGUAAAGAGCUUAUAAAAGACUUAUUGAAUGCAUUACCAAAUAUGUUCACCAAUACAAGAGAAACACACAGUGCCCUUGGUCCUGCGCUUCAGGCUGCCUUUAAAUUAAUGUCUCCAACAGGUGGCCGUGUGUCUGUAUUUCAGACACAGUUACCUUCCUUGGGUGCAGGGCUUCUGCAGUCCAGAGAAGAUCCUAAUCAAAGGUCAAGUACAAAGGUGGUACAACAUCUUGGCCCUGCAACUGAUUUUUAUAAGAAACUUGCUUUGGAUUGCUCAGGACAGCAAACUGCAGUGGAUUUGUUCCUUUUAAGUUCACAGUAUUCUGAUCUUGCUUCUCUAGCUUGUAUGUCCAAGUAUUCUGCAGGGUGCAUCUAUUAUUAUCCAUCUUUCCACCAUACUCACAAUCCUUCACAGGCAGAAAAGUUACAAAAAGACCUAAAACGAUAUCUCACAAGAAAAAUUGGAUUUGAAGCCGUUAUGAGAAUAAGGUGUACUAAAGGUCUUUCAAUGCAUACUUUUCAUGGAAACUUCUUUGUGCGUUCCACUGAUUUGUUAUCCCUUGCCAAUAUCAAUCCUGAUGCUGGGUUUGCAGUGCAAUUGUCAAUUGAAGAAAGUUUGACAGAUACUUCCUUAGUGUGCUUCCAAACAGCCCUGUUAUAUACAUCAAGCAAAGGUGAACGCAGAAUUAGAGUGCAUACACUUUGUUUGCCAGUGGUAAGUUCGCUAGCAGAUGUAUAUGCAGGAGUAGAUGUACAAGCUGCCAUCUGCCUCCUAGCAAACAUGGCUGUGGAUCGAUCAGUUUCAUCAAGUCUGUCAGAUGCAAGAGAUGCCUUAGUGAAUGCUGUAGUGGAUUCACUGUCUGCCUAUGGCUCUACUGUCUCAAAUUUGCAGCACUCUGCAUUGAUAGCACCUGGCUCCCUCAAGUUGUUUCCUCUCUACGUUUUAGCCCUUCUCAAACAGAAAGCAUUUAGAACGGGUACAAGCACACGCCUGGAUGAUCGUGUGUAUGCCAUGUGUCAGAUAAAGUCUCAGCCUCUUGUUCAUCUAAUGAAAAUGAUUCAUCCCAACCUAUAUAGGAUAGACAGAUUGACAGAUGAGGGUGCCAUACAUGUUAAUGACAGGGUGGUACCUCAGCCACCUCUUCAAAAAUUGUCUGCAGAGAAGCUUACAAGAGAAGGUGCUUUCCUUAUGGACUGUGGCUCUGUUUUUUACAUUUGGAUUGGAAAAGGCUGUGACAAUAACUUCAUUGAGGAUGUUCUUGGGUAUCCUAAUUUUGCAUCAAUACCACAGAAAAUGACACAUCUUCCAGAGCUAGAUACACUUUCAUCAGAACGGACCAGAUCCUUUAUAACUUGGCUUAAAGAUGGCAGACCGUUAAGUGCAGUCCUUCAUGUGGUAAAAGAUGAGAGUCCUGCCAAAACAGAAUUUUUUCAACAUUUGAUUGAAGACCGGACAGAAGCUGCAUUCUCUUACUAUGAAUUUUUGCUUCAUGUACAGCAGCAAAUAUGUAAGUGAAGGAGAAUAAAAUUGAAUAAGAAGAAAAAGAUCCAUAACUGAGGUAAAGCAUAAUCUGUCACAGAAGCACAUAGGAAAUUUGAAGUGAAAGCAUUUGUUGUUAUAAGAGACAAUGCACAGCCCUCUGAGGUUUUGGCAAAACGUAAAUGGGAAGAAGGAACUUGACUGAUUUUCUUCAGCCUAAAUUAAUGGUAAUGAUGAUGCUGUUUCAACAAGUAUAUUUUGAAUUGGUUUCUACACAUUUCCAGUAGUGCAGCAGUUCAGUGCUCUCUUCAUUGCAAGCUGGCAAAUUUACGUAGCUGUGUGGAAUGUCAUAAUGUAAAAUUAGAUGAAUUUUUUUUCUUAUAAUUAAUAUAACAUUUCUGGACUUGAACUCUGACAAGAGAUGCCAAAAGGCAGUGGUACCGUGUUAUUUGUUUAUAUGAAUUACUUUUUAACAAGGAAUGAUUCGUACUCAUUAAAUGAAUUCAACAUUUUCCCUGUAAAGACAAUAGAGUUUCAGUACACAAACUAUAGAAAAAAAAAAAAUAUAUAUAUAUAUAUAUAAUGUACAUAAAUGUUACAUUUGUAAAGAAAAUGUAAAAAUGUAACUACAGAAUAUGAAUUGCUUAAACUGUGCUGCAUUGUUGGAUGACAGCUCUUUUUGUCACAGUUGGAGAAUGAGGUUGACUAAUGCAUAUUAUGAAUUGAGUCCACAGAAACACAAACUCUUUGUAAUUCUGUUAAAUCUUUUAUGUGGAUUUAUUUAUGAUCAGCCUACUAAUUAAAAAUAUUUUGCUUGACAA
Molecule: messenger RNA, 4790 nt
Organism: Marmota monax (woodchuck)
Lineage: Eukaryota; Metazoa; Chordata; Mammalia; Rodentia; Sciuridae
Gene: Sec24b
Product: SEC24 homolog B, COPII coat complex component
Exons: 24
Coding region: 193-4005 (1270 amino acids)
Biological process (GO): intracellular protein transport; endoplasmic reticulum to Golgi vesicle-mediated transport; COPII-coated vesicle cargo loading
Cellular component (GO): COPII vesicle coat; endoplasmic reticulum exit site
Molecular function (GO): zinc ion binding; SNARE binding
Source: RefSeq, a predicted model, not a curated record